AUGCCCCACUCAGUUACCCCCUCCAUUGAACAAGACUCUUUGAAAAUCGCCGUUUUAGGUGCUGCCGGUGGUAUUGGCCAGUCGCUAUCGCUGCUUUUAAAGGCCCAGCUGCAAUACCAGUUGAAGGAGAGUAAUCGCACUGCUACUCACAUCCAUCUGGCUCUUUACGAUGUCAACCAGGAGGCAAUCAACGGUGUCACUGCUGACUUGUCUCAUAUAGAUACUCCUAUCUCCGUGUCCAGCCACUCCCCCGCAGGCGGCAUUCAAAACUGUUUGAAUAACGCUUCUAUCGUUGUUAUCCCUGCAGGUGUCCCUAGAAAGCCAGGCAUGACACGUGAUGACUUGUUUAACGUGAAUGCCGGUAUCAUUAGCCAACUGGGCGAUUCUAUUGCCGAGUGCUGCGAUCUCUCCAAGGUCUUUGUGCUUGUCAUUUCCAACCCUGUUAACUCUUUGGUUCCUGUGAUGGUUUCGAAUAUCCUCAAAAAUCACCCUCAGUCCAGAAACUCAGGCAUCGAAAGAAGAAUCAUGGGUGUUACUAAGCUAGACAUUGUAAGAGCAUCUACUUUUUUGCGUGAGAUAAACAUUGAAUCUGGGUUAACCCCCCGUGUCAACUCCAUGCCAGAUGUUCCAGUAAUUGGCGGACAUUCUGGUGAGACUAUCAUCCCAUUGUUUUCUCAAUCAAACUUUCUAUCGAGACUAAACGCGGACCAGUUGAAGUAUCUAAUACAUAGAGUACAGUACGGCGGUGAUGAAGUGGUCAAGGCCAAGAACGGUAAGGGUAGUGCCACACUAUCGAUGGCUCACGCUGGUUACAAAUGUGUUGUCCAGUUUGUUUCCUUACUAUUGGGUAACAUUGAUCAAAUUCACGGAACCUACUACGUAUCCUUGAAAGAUGCUAACAACGCUCCCGUGGCACCCGGUGCCGACCAAUUACUACCUCUAGUGAACGAAUCCGCUUACUUUGCCGUGCCCUUGACCAUCACCACAAAGGGUGUUUCCUACGUGGACUACGAUAUCGUCAGUAGAAUGAACGAUAUGGAGCGCAACGAAAUGUUGCCAAUCUGUACUUCCCAAUUAAAGAAAAAUAUCGAUAAGGGUUUGGAGUUCGUCGCUUCUAGAACUGCUUAA
Messenger RNA from Saccharomyces eubayanus, 1128 nucleotides. RefSeq names its product malate dehydrogenase MDH2 (gene MDH2). The coding region runs from base 1 to 1128 and encodes 375 amino acids. The record is from RefSeq and is a predicted model, not a curated record. Gene Ontology annotation, cellular component: cytoplasm. Gene Ontology annotation, molecular function: L-malate dehydrogenase (NAD+) activity. Gene Ontology annotation, biological process: malate metabolic process; tricarboxylic acid cycle. The transcript has a single exon. Lineage: Eukaryota; Fungi; Ascomycota; Saccharomycetes; Saccharomycetales; Saccharomycetaceae.